UGUUUUAUACAGAUUCUCUGGCAUUGGUGAUCUUGAACACAUUAAUCCUAUUUUCUGGAACCUUGACCACGCACUGUUGCAGUAAGAAGGCGGCGGGGCGUUCUCGGCUCAACCCCCGAGAGACGUCAGGUGAGCGGAACCCGGGUUCGGUGGCUGGAGAGGGCGCCCGGAGGGUUUUCGCAGGACUCCAGACCUAGCGACGCGCACUUCGUUGCUAAGGGCGGAGGCGCCGGAGGCUGCGGAGCCUGGAGGCUGUGGACGCCGUCGGGUUCGGCGUCCUAGUUGGGCCUCAGCUCCCGGCCCGGCCGGCCCGCCGAGAUUAAGAAGUGGCUGCCUGAACUAUUUUCCAAAGGAUAGCUUUACAAAGCAGCAGCUUACCAAGUUUACAAAGUUUACAACUUUUAAAUACGGCAGUUCACCAAGAAGAUCCCACUGGUUUGGGCGGAACACAACUUCCAGCAGCCCCAAGGGAUGCUGCUACUCAGGUGCCAUCUGAAACGAGCUCUUCCCCAGAAGGUCUCGUGCAGGUUCUGUGCAGUGAUGGGGAAACUGCAGAGCAAAUUCAAACACAGCACUUACAAAUACAGCAGGCCUGAUGGAUUUAUCGAAGAGAAGAUUCAAACUAAAGCCUUUCAAGAGUAUAGCCCAGCUCAUGUGGAUACCGUCUCUGUUGUUGCUGCUCUGAACUCAGACCUCUGUGUUUCCGGAGGAAAAGAUAAGACAGCUGUGGCCUAUAACUGGAGAACUGGAAAUGUGGUGAAAAGGUUCAAAGGACAUGAGCGAGAAAUCACCAAGAUAGCGUGUAUUUAUAAAUCAAGCCAGUUCUUCAGCGCCUCUCGCGAUAAGAUGGUCAUGAUGUGGGACUUGCAGAGCUCCUCACAGCCGAGACAGCAGUUUUCUGGCCACACCAUGGUGGUCACUGGACUGACAGUGAGUCCAGAUUCAUCACAACUGUGUACCGGCUCCCGUGACAACACCCUGCUCUUGUGGGAUGUGGGGACUGGACAGUGUGCAGAGAGAGCUUCAGUCUCCAGGAACCUGGUCACUCACUUGUGCUGGGUCCCCCGAGAACCGUACAUACUCCAGACCUCCGAGGAUAAAACCAUCAGACUGUGGGACCGUCGGGGGCUGCAGGUAGCUCAUACAUUUCCCACCCAGCAGCACAUCCAGACGUACUGCGAGGUCAGUGAGGAUGGGCACAAGUGUGUCUCCUGCAGCAGCGGCUUUGAAGGGGAAGGCUGUGAAGCGACGCUGUGGGACCUAAGGCAGACACGGAGCAGAAUCUGUGAGUACAGGGGACAUUUCCAGACUGUUGCAUCCUGUAUUUUUCUACCCAGAGCUUUAGCCUCGAUGCCUGCAAUUGCUACCUCAUCACAUGACUGCAAGGUGAAGAUCUGGAAUCAAGACACUGGAGCCUGCCUUUUCACCUUGUCUCUGGAUGGAUCAGGACCUUUGACUUCCCUGGCGGUGGCCGACACCAUCUCCUUAUUGUGUAAUGCAGAGGAACAAAUGCUAUGCAAGUCUGAGGUUCAGCCUUAGAGCUUGCAGCUUCACUUUUACCCUCUUGGAACCCUCUUGUUGCUCUGAGGCCUCCACACUGGAGAGGUGACUGAGGCCCUGUGGAAAAGAAGCCAGAACCACUACACAGAUGAACAAGGUCUCCUUGGACCUUCCAGCCCUGCCAGACCCACAGCCGAAUGCAGCCACUGAUGACAUCAGAAGAGAAACUGGACAACUAGCCACUCAAUCAUGAAGAACAACCAGUUGUUUUAAGACGCUAAGUUUGGGAACAGUUUGUUACAUAGCAGUAGAGCUAAGUGAAACAGUUUGUGUUCUAAUCUUGAGCCAAGUUUCUUUGUUUCAACAUGUUUGCGACAUAGAUUCAUAUUGUUGGAUAGUAUUGUAUUGUGUGACAAUAUUAUAAUUUAUCCACUUAACUACUGAUGGGCAUAUGGGAAGUUUCUAGUUUGGGAUGCUUAUAAAUAGUGCUGCUGUGAACAUUCUAUUAAUAAGUCAUGUGAUGAAAUCUGCUUGCAUUUGUGUUCACUGUAUAAGCAGGGGAGGCCUUUCUGAACCAUAGGUUAUCUUACAUGAUCAGCUUUAGUAGAUACCACCUCUUUUCUAAAAAGUUUGUCCCAGUUCACAUUCCCACCAGCUGUAAGACAUUUAGCAGAGUUUCAGUUCCAUAUCCUUGCUAACACUUUGUGCUCUUAAACUUUCCUUAAAACUCUCAGCUUUAAAGAUGAGUGCAGGGACUUACCUGGUGGUCCAGUGGCUAAGACUGCACUCCCAAUGCAGGUUUGAUUCCUGAUGAGGGAACUAGAUCCCACAUGCCACAACUAAGACUCAAAAUAUAAAUAAGUAAAUGAGUGUGUAAAUGAAGACCGCAAUAGGGAGGUGUCAGCUCUGUGAGCCAACAUUAGAAAGAAGCUGGACCAACUGGUUUUGAUUCUACCAUUCUUCCUGACACGGCCAGUUAAGAGGCCAGAAUUUAAAACAGAAUCUUAUAUGCUCUAUACUUUACAAACCACUUUCACAACCAUAAUUUCGCCUGAGUCUCCUAAUAAAAUAACCCUGGUAUCAACUAGCACUGCAUAUCUAGGUGCUGAACUCAGUCUAUCCAGAAAUAUUCCUUUGGAAACUGGCCUCCUUUAUAUGACUGAUAACCUUGCUGACAUUUAAAAUGAGGCUGCAUGGAACAUUGUCCAUGAUUCACCCUAAGUGAAAAACACAGGUGACAAAACAGCCCCAUACAGCCUCAUCCUAUUUUGGUAAAAACAUAUCUGCAUAUAUGUCUAUACUCAUAGAUGAAGGUCUGGAAGAAAUUGAGCAAAAAUAUUAACAGUGUUAUCUCUGCGUAUUGAGCUUAAAGAUGAAUUUAUUUUCUACUUUAUGCCUGUAUUUUUUUAUAAUGAGGAUGAAUUGGUUUCAUUUUUAAAGUUUAAUUAUUUUUGAAAUCAAUAACACAUUUAUAUAGUCAUAAUCAAGAGUACAAGAGGUUACACAGCAGUCUCCUCCUCAUCCACAUCUGCCUUCCAUCUGGCUGCCUCAAGAGGUAACCAGUGUUCCAGCAUCUGCAGAACCCUUCCAGAGACGUUUCAUGCAUACACUACAAGCA
Bubalus bubalis (water buffalo) is the source of this 3118-nucleotide messenger RNA. RefSeq names its product WD repeat domain 31 (gene WDR31). Lineage: Eukaryota; Metazoa; Chordata; Mammalia; Artiodactyla; Bovidae. The record is from RefSeq and is a predicted model, not a curated record. Bases 472 to 1539 code for a protein of 355 amino acids. Gene Ontology annotation, molecular function: protein binding. The transcript has 12 exons.